AUGUCAAAACAGGAUGAAGAUACCUCUUCCCCUUUCUUCAAUCUCGAAAAGGUUGUUCAGCAGUACGGCGAGCAGCGGGAUCUGCUCGAGUUAAUACUGUCUAGCAAAGUGGAGGAAGAUCGACGGCGAGCAGAAGAAGCCAAGCUUCGACAAAAGGAGAUCGACUAUCUAUUGCAGCAACAUACUAAUACGGCACAACAACAACAACAACAAACACGUACAUACCGAUCACCACCAACGCCAAUGACAACUUCUAUGGACAACAACAACAACAAUUGCGGCAGUAGGCAACACCCUAUUACUAUGCAUAAUCACCCACAGCAGAUUGAACCGAGACAAGUUUAUCAACCCAUGUUACCAUCCUUUCCUCCUCCUGACAAGCUCCCUAUCCUACCGGCGACUUCUCGUCGUUUGCAACGUCCUACUGCUGCCCGCCGAAGACGACGACGAGAAAUGCAAGCCAUAAGCACUAUUAUCGAGACGCGAGAGUUUCCGUACAACGACGACUACCUUUGGAAAAACAAUGGAAAUACUGUUCAUAAGAAGUCUGGCUUCAGGAGUAUAUACUACAAAUGCUCUAAUAGCGCAAAGGGCUGUCCCGUCAAUAAGACUGUAACGUUCAAAGAACACGGCAACUAUCUUAUCAAAUAUCGGGGAGAGCACCUUGAUGAGUGCAAUCGCAUCAAGCGCAUUGUAGAUGUGUAA
Molecule: messenger RNA, 705 nt
Organism: Zychaea mexicana
Lineage: Eukaryota; Fungi; Mucoromycota; Mucoromycetes; Mucorales; Lichtheimiaceae
Exons: 3
Coding region: 1-705 (234 amino acids)
Biological process (GO): regulation of DNA-templated transcription
Molecular function (GO): DNA-binding transcription factor activity; sequence-specific DNA binding
Source: RefSeq, a predicted model, not a curated record